CACUACAGCUGACCCCUCCGGUUUCUGCGUGCGGUGCCACGUUAGUAGCGUUAGACACAAAAUACCAGGUACUCUCCCGACCUGAAACAAGGAAAAGACCAAAACUAAGACCAAUUCCACAGCUAUACCGUAGUCGACAGUGUCUGCAGCUCUCGUCUCUCUGUCAAGAAGAAUACUCGUCGGUUAAUAUGUUGAAGUUUCUGCUCAUCUGCACACUGGCUGUGGCCAGCAGAGCCGAGCUCGGGGAGGAAGAUGAUGUCCUGGUACUGAAGAAAAGUAACUUCGACGAGGCUCUGAAAGCUCACCCUAACAUCCUGGUUGAAUUCUAUGCCCCAUGGUGCGGUCACUGCAAGGCCCUGGUUCCAGAGUACGCAAAGGCCGCCCGCAUAAUGAAGGACGAGGGCUCAGAGGUCCGCCUGGGUAAGGUGGACGCCACAGAGGAGACCGAACUGGCCCAAGAGUAUGGCGUCCGUGGAUACCCCACCAUCAAGUUCUUUAAGGGAGGCGAGAAGGAGUCACCCAAAGAAUACUCUGCUGGCAGGCAGGCAGAGGACAUCGUCGCCUGGCUGAAGAAGCGCACAGGCCCGUCCGUCGCUCCUCUGGCCGGAGUCACGGAGGCAGAAUCUCUGAUCGCUGACAAUGAGGUGGCAGUUAUCGGAUUCUUUAAGGAUGGUAACUCUGAUGGUGCCAAGGCCUACGAAAAAGCAGCUGAAGUCACGGACGACGUUCCCUUCGCCAUGACCGCUGACGAUGCCAUUUUCUCCAAAUUUGAGGUUUCCAAGGACGGUGUUGUCCUCUUUAAGAAGUUUGAUGAAGGGCGAAAUACCUUCGAUGGAGAGCUGACCAAAGAAAACCUCCUGGCAUUCGUCAAGGCCAACCAACUGCCUCUGGUCAUCGAGUUCACAGAGCAGACCGCCCCAAAAAUCUUCGGUGGAGAAAUCAAGUCCCACAUCCUCAUGUUUUUGCCCAAAACUGCUAAAGACUUCCAGGACAAAAUGGAGCAGUUUAAGAAAGCUGCAGAUGGAUUCAAGGGUCGGAUCCUGUUCAUUUUCAUCGACAGUGACGUGGACGACAACCAGCGCAUCCUGGAGUUCUUCGGCCUCAAGAAAGAGGAGUGCCCCGCCAUCCGCCUCAUCACCCUGGAGGAUGAGAUGACCAAGUACAAGCCUGAGAGUGACGCCAUCACAGCAGAGAGCAUCAUCAGCUUCUGCACACUGUUCACUGAUGGCAAACUGAAGGCCCACCUCAUGAGUCAGGACAUCCCUGAAGACUGGGACAAAACCCCUGUCAAGACUUUGGUGGGAAAGAACUUCGAGGAGAUAGUCUUCCAUGCCUCUAAGAACGUCUUUGUGGAAUUCUAUGCACCUUGGUGUGGACACUGCAAACAGCUGACUCCCAUCUGGGAGAAGCUGGGAGAGAAGUAUCAGGACAGCGCUGACAUCAUCGUGGCUAAGAUGGACUCUACAGCCAAUGAGAUCGAUUCAGUCAAAGUCCACAGCUUCCCCACUCUUAAGUUCUUCCCAGCAGGAGAAGAACGCAAGGUGAUUGAUUACAACGGGGAGAGAACACUAGAAGGCUUCACCAAGUUCCUGGAGAGUGGUGGUAAAGACGGUGGCGCCCCUGCAGGAGACGACGACGAUCUGGAGCCAGAGGAUUUGGAUGAUGUGGACGAAGAACAGGACAUGGACUCUGAUGGAGAGGACGAUGACGAACAUGACGAGUUGUAAGAGCUGGCAGAGGAGAGAGAGAUAGGAGACGAGUCCCGCCCAAACCCUUUCAACCAGUCACCAUCACCACCUUCACUUCUUUGUGGACUUUCCCUGUCCUGUGAACAUUAAUACUUCCCCUUUAACUGCCUCUCAGUCAGUGGCGUGGCAGGGCCUUUUUUGCCAGUCACAGCUCCAACCUUGCAUCUUCUGGCCAGACUCUUCUUGUCCCACGUGGAGGGACUCUGUGGAACAGCGCAGCACCACUGUGGGGAGACCUCAAUGCCUUCUGCUCCACAUCAGCUGUUUGCCUUGUAUAUUUUAAACCAAAUGUAAAAAUGGCAUUGAGAUCCAGUUUUCAAAAUGUUUGCUUUUUUCCCUGUUGAAUUUGCUCCCCUCCUCCUUAAAAACGAAAAAAAAAGAAAAGCCUUUCCAUUGUUCAGUGUCGGUAUGAUCUAGAUGAGUGUUGUAACCUGUAUUUGUAGGUAAGGGGGGGGGGGGCUGCCAAUGUUCUUUUCCCUCUGAUGGAAAACCAGAGUUGUGUUGAGGUUUUGUAAGGACUGAUCUCUCAGGGGACAUGGGGCCAUCCUAUAGAUGUGUUUAUUUUGCAAUGUCUUCACUAAAAUAAACCCCUCAGAGCUUGUCUAGUGUAGCACAAAGGACCCCCUCCUCCAUCUGUAGUGGAGACCAAAUGUUUUCUUUCUUUUGGUGGAGGGGGGAGUCUACUUUGUUUUCCUUUCAUUCCUAAAUAAUUUCUAGGUUCAGUCUCCUCUUCUCAGCACGGCUACUGACUCUUUUUCUAAAAGGUUAACUUUUCGGGGGAAAUCCUUUUUUUAUUUAAUUGCUUUCACUGAGGUUUUUUUAAUUUAGGACAUGUCAUUUUUAAUGAUGUACCGUCGUGGCCAGCUGUAGCCAGCGGGGCCCUGUUGGGGCAGAGUUGGCCCUCGGACACACUCUCAGAUCUGGGAUGUUUUCUGGAACCAGUUCUGAUGGGUUGCACUGCAUUCAUGCCUGAUCAGAGAUUCACUGUGGUUACUAAAGCAGACAGAGAUUGGAGCAGUUUACUGGUCAGGUUGGUCUGAGAGAAGUGUCUGUAUCUGAAGUGGGAGGGAACAAUUGCACAGCCCCACCCCUCAACCAUACUGUACCUCCGGCAUCCCUUUUGGCUCUACCCAGUGUGUGUGUGCGUGUGCGCGCGUGCUGUGUGAAUGGUGUAUAAAUUGUUUGAAUGACUAGUUCAUAUUUUCUGGUCGUCCAUGAACAAGGGAAUGAAUGUACUGUGUGUGUUUGUUGAUAGGCAGGGAGUGGGGGGGGGGCUUGAGUAGAGCAAGGUGAUGGGUUCAACAGCUACAGUGGUGGGGGAAACCUAACAAAGCAUUCCAUCAUAUCCAAAUUGAUGUGGGAAAAAUGUGAAAUGGUGGCCAAUAAACAAAAAAAUUAGGAAAAA
Molecule: messenger RNA, 3153 nt
Organism: Cottoperca gobio
Lineage: Eukaryota; Metazoa; Chordata; Actinopteri; Perciformes; Bovichtidae
Gene: p4hb
Product: prolyl 4-hydroxylase, beta polypeptide
Exons: 11
Coding region: 189-1727 (512 amino acids)
Biological process (GO): response to endoplasmic reticulum stress; protein folding
Cellular component (GO): endoplasmic reticulum
Molecular function (GO): protein disulfide isomerase activity
Source: RefSeq, a predicted model, not a curated record